CGGAAGUGCCGCUCGGGGCCGGAAGCGGCGUUGCAGCCCCCGGUGAGGCCGCAGCGCUCCCGGUGCCCCCGGACCCCUCGAGUCCCCCCGGCACCUCCGGAGUCCCCAGGAUCCGCCGGCACCGCCCGGCCCUGCCGCCGCCAUGUUCCUCACGCGCUCCGAGUACGACCGGGGUGUGAACACCUUUUCUCCAGAGGGGAGGCUCUUCCAGGUGGAGUAUGCCAUUGAGGCCAUAAAGCUUGGCUCCACAGCCAUUGGGAUCCAGACCUCAGAGGGAGUUUGCCUGGCUGUGGAGAAGAGGAUCACAUCCCCCCUGAUGGAGCCCAGCAGCAUUGAGAAGAUUGUGGAGAUCGACUCCCACAUUGGGUGUGCCAUGAGUGGCCUAAUAGCUGAUGCAAAGACUUUAAUUGACAAGGCCAGAGUGGAGACUCAGAAUCACUGGUUCACCUACAACGAGACCAUGACAGUGGAGAGUGUGACACAGGCUGUGUCUAACCUGGCUCUGCAGUUUGGGGAGGAGGAUGCUGACCCAGGAGCCAUGUCCCGCCCGUUCGGUGUCGCUCUGCUCUUCGGAGGGGUGGAUGAGAAAGGACCCCAGCUGUUCCACAUGGAUCCCUCGGGGACGUUCGUGCAGUGCGAUGCCAGAGCCAUCGGCUCCGCCUCGGAGGGAGCCCAGAGCUCCCUGCAGGAGGUUUACCACAAGUCCAUGACACUAAAGGAAGCCAUCAAAUCUUCCCUGGUCAUCCUGAAACAGGUCAUGGAGGAGAAGCUAAAUGCCACCAACAUUGAGCUUGCCACGGUGGAGCCUGGCAUGAAAUUCCACAUGUACACAAAAGAGGAGCUGGAGGAGGUCAUCAAGGAUAUUUGAAAAAGAAAGAGAGACCCCCAAAAGCUCAAAGCCCUGCCCUGACCAAAGGAACUGGUGCAGUUCACCCAGCUCCUGGGACUUCCCUCCCCACAGCACCUGUAUCUGCUGCUCCUGCCAACUCCAGAGGUUUUUUUACCUUUUCUGGACAGAACUGAGCUUUGCCCCGGGAGGGAAUGAAAUAAAUAAUUUUGUUACUCUCACUGGGCUCCUCAGCAGGGGGGGAAAGGUGGGAAGGCAGGGAUUUGGAGCCAAAACUGGGGGUGGAUUGGGACAGCAGCUGUGCCAAGGGCACUGCCAGGCCUGCUGCAGGAGUGAGUCUCCCUCUUGUGGUGCUGUCCACGGGGAAAUCCAGGUGUCAUUCCACACUUCUUUUAAAAAAAUAGAGAGUUUUUAAUCUGUUCAGUGCA
Molecule: messenger RNA, 1275 nt
Organism: Haemorhous mexicanus (house finch)
Lineage: Eukaryota; Metazoa; Chordata; Aves; Passeriformes; Fringillidae
Gene: PSMA5
Product: proteasome 20S subunit alpha 5
Exons: 9
Coding region: 143-868 (241 amino acids)
Biological process (GO): proteasome-mediated ubiquitin-dependent protein catabolic process
Cellular component (GO): nucleus; proteasome core complex, alpha-subunit complex; proteasome core complex
Source: RefSeq, a predicted model, not a curated record